Molecule: messenger RNA, 2055 nt
Organism: Vigna angularis (adzuki bean)
Lineage: Eukaryota; Viridiplantae; Streptophyta; Magnoliopsida; Fabales; Fabaceae
Product: protein NUCLEAR FUSION DEFECTIVE 4
Exons: 3
Coding region: 53-1855 (600 amino acids)
Cellular component (GO): membrane
Source: RefSeq, a predicted model, not a curated record
CACUUAUAUAAAAUGAGUCUGGAAACGCGAUAGAAGGUGGAGAGUGGAGAAGAUGGUGAGGGUGCAUGAGAAAGUGAAGGAGUUUGUGAGGCACAGAUGGGUGGUGUUUGUGUGCGCGAUGUGGGACAUGUCAUUCGCAGGCACCUCGUACAUGUUCGGGAGCAUAUCGCCGGUGAUAAAGAGCAGCAUGGGUUUCAAUCAGAAGCAGGUGGCGUUCUUGAGCGUGGCCAAGGAUUUGGGUGACAACGUUGGUCUUCUUGCCGGCAAAUUCAGCCAGCUCUACCCCAUUUCCACUCUCAUUCUUAUUGGAGUCUUCCAGAAUGUUCUUGGUUAUGGCCUCGUUUGGCUCGUCGUCACGCAUCGCCUUCCCGCUUUACCUCUUUGGCUGCUAUGUAUUCUAAUCUUUGUGGGACAAAAUGGAUCAACGUAUUACAACACAGCUGCACUGGUUUCCAGCGUGCAAAGUUUCCCCGAGAGCAGAGGCCACGUGGUGGGGAUUUUGAAGGGCUUCGUUGGCCUAAGCGGUGCAAUCUGGACUCAAAUCAUAGCCAUGAUGAAUCUCCCUGAUCAAGCCUCUCUCAUUUUCAUCAUUGCAGUUGGACCUGCAAUGGUUUCAUUAGCCCUGAUCUUCAUCAUCAAACCCGUUCACACUUAUCAACAAUCUAGAGCCUCUGAUGAAUCAGGUUUCAUGUUCAUCUACAGCAUUUGCCUUCUCUUGGCUGCUUACAUGACGGGAGUUUUGUUGCUAGAAAACAUGCUUCAUUUGGACCAAACCAUCAUCUCAAUGUUUGCACUCAUUCUCAUCAUUCUCAUAUUGCUUCCAAUCACAGUUCCCAUUCUAUUGGUUUUCUUCUCUGGACCCCAGAGUGCUGACCAAGAAGCCCUCUUGGAACCACCACUGCUACAAGCGACAAAGUCUAAGAAUGUGAUUGGGGAGAGUAGUAGUACUGCCAGAGUAACCAAACACGUUGAAAAUGAGAAGAGCAUUCCCCCGAACCUAGAGGUGCUUCCUCUGUCCGAAGGGCCAAGGGACAUGUUUCAGAUUCAAGCUAGGCUUUGGCAAGCUCUGACCAACGCUUUGAGGAAAAUCAAGCUAAAAAAUGGGCCCCGUAGAGGAGAGGAUUUCACCUUGUCACAAGCAAUGGCCCAGGCUGACUUUUGGGUGAUGUUUUUCUCUCUAGUCAUGGGCGCUGGGUCGGGCUUGACAAUCAUAAAUAACAUGGGCCAGAUAUGUCAAUCAUUGGGAGACAACAACGUAAAUGUCUAUGUCUCAGUUAUCAGCAUAUCCAACUUCCUUGGUCGUGUUGGUGGUGGCUACUUCUCAGAGGUUAUAGUAAGAAAUUUUGGGUAUCCGAGACUUAUAGCAUUGGCAGUGAUUCAAGCGAUGAUGUCUUUGGGACUCUUCUACUACGUGGUGGGAUUGGUUGGACAAGUUUACGUGGUGGGGAUAUUGAACGGCUUUGGGUACGGUGCUCACUGGUCAAUUGCUCUAGCAGCAGCAUCAGAACUAUUUGGCGUGAAAAACUUUGGAACUUUGUACAAUUUUCUGACUAUGGCUAGCCCAGCAGGGUCUCUCUUCUUGUCUGGAUUUGUGGCAAGCACAAUAUAUGACUACUAUGCAGAGCAACAGUCAAAGCACCGAAUGAUGCAAACUUUUGAAGCCUCCAACUUGGCAAUUUCUUACCACGUCAUAGCAAAUAACAGUGAGGUGCUUCUUUGCGAGGGAAACAUUUGCUUCUCCCUCACUUGUGGAAUAUUGGCACUGGUUUGCUUGUUUGCAGCUUCUUUGAGCUUGGUCAUCGCUCACAGAACAAGAAGGUUCUAUGCACAACUUUAUGAGGAGUCUCGAAGGUAAAAAGUGGGAGCAAGCAUAUAUAUACAUGAGAUCUUCCAUGCAUGUUCCAUUCCUGGAGAGUCUCAAUACCUUUUGAAUAUUGUGUUCAAUUAUUGUUUGUAUAUACUCUGCCUCUCUCGUCUCUCUUUUGGACUCUAAAAUUUUAGAUUUGUUAUGAAAGAAAUGCUCACACCUUUUUAUUUGGUCAAAUUCAUGUGUCU